Aureococcus anophagefferens is the source of this 2064-nucleotide messenger RNA. RefSeq lists its product as hypothetical. The transcript has a single exon. Gene Ontology annotation, biological process: protein folding. The record is from RefSeq and is a predicted model, not a curated record. Gene Ontology annotation, cellular component: chaperonin-containing T-complex. Gene Ontology annotation, molecular function: ATP hydrolysis activity; ATP binding; ATP-dependent protein folding chaperone. Bases 1 to 1980 code for a protein of 659 amino acids. NCBI's taxonomy places the organism in Eukaryota, Pelagophyceae, Pelagomonadales, Pelagomonadaceae.
AUGAUCACGGCGGACCGGUCGGCCUUUAUAUGCGCGUUAGGCGCUGCUGAGUCGCGCUUGAGGGCGGCCGUAACACGCUGCCAUCAGCUUUUACCACAGCGAGGCGCUUGUCCGAGCCAGUCGGCGAGCCGCCCCCCUCGCCUCGCGAGGCCAAGACGACCGGCUAGCGGCUUACAGCGUCGUCGCGGCAGCCAUUAUGGCGGCGAGCGCGAAGCUCGUGAACCCGAAUGCGGAGAUCGCGCGGUCCCGCGUCCCCGCGAAAGCGCCCCGCACCCAUGGCACGCGACGUCGGGUCGCGUCCGCGCGCCGCCGCCGCCGCGCGCCGCCCCAACGCGCCAUGAACCCAAACGCGCGCCGCAGGUGGCCAAGUCGCAGUCGCUGAUGGUGAACACGUCGGCGGCGCGGGGCCUCCAGAGCGUGCUCAAGUCGAACCUGGGCCCGCGGGGCACGCUGAAGAUGCUCGUCGGCGGCGCGGGGCAGAUCAAGCUGACGAAGGACGGCGCGGUGCUCCUGAAGGAGAUGCAGAUCCAGCACCCGACGGCCAUGCUCAUCGCGCGCACGGCGACGGCCCAGGACGAGAUCACGGGCGACGGCACGACGUCCGUCGUGCUGCUCACGGGCGAGAUGCUCAAGUGCGCCGAGCGCUACGUCUCCGAGGGCAUGCACCCGCGCGUCAUCGCCGAGGGCUACGACCUCGCGCGGGACCACGCGCUGGAGAUCCUCGACAAGGUCAAGGUCGACAUCGACAAGGCCAACCCGGACCGCGAGCUCCUCUGCUCCGUCGCGCGGACCGCGCUGCGGACGAAGCUCCAGCCGAAGAUCGCGGAUCUGAUGACGGACGCGGUCGUCGACGCGGUGCUCACGGUCCGCGGCGCGGGCGAGGACCCGGAGGCGGGCAUCGAUUUGCACAUGGUCGAGGUCAUGACCAUGGAGCACAAGCUCGGCGCGGACUCGCGCUUCGUCCGCGGGCUCGUGCUCGACCACGCGAGCCGCCACCCGGACAUGCCCAAGAAACUGGAGAACUGCAAGGUCCUCACGUGCAACGUGUCGCUGGAGUACGAGAAGUCGGAGGUCGCGUCGGGGUUCUUCUACUCGUCGGCGGAGCAGCGCGAGCAGUUGAUCGAGUCGGAGCGCAAGUUCACGGACGACAAGGUCCGCCAGGUCAUCGAGUUCAAGCGCAAGGUCUGCCAGGACGGGAGCUCCUUCGUGCUCAUCAACCAGAAGGGCAUCGACCCCCUGUCCCUCGACAUGCUCGCCAAGGAGGGCAUCUUCGCCGCGCGCCGCGCGAAGCGGCGCAACAUGGAGCGCAUCGCGCUCGCGUGCGGCGGCACGGCCGUCAACUGCUUCGACGACCUCGAGGAGGACGUGCUCGGCUACGCGGGCGUCGUCUACGAGGUCAAUCUGGGCGAGGAGAACUACACCUUCAUCGACGAGGUCAAGAACCCGCUGUCGUGCACGCUGCUCCUCAAGGGCCCAAACAAGCACACGAUCGAGCAGAUCAAGGACGCGGUGCGCGACGGUCUGCGCGCCGUCGCGGGCGUCAUCGAGGACGGCUGCGUCGUGCCCGGCGGCGGCGCCUUCGAGGUCGCGGCGCAGAUGGAAUUGUGCGACAACUUCACGAAGACCGAGGCGGCCCAGGGCAAGAAGAAGUUCGGCAUCAUGGCCUUCGCGGAUUCGCUGCUGAUCGUGCCGAAAAUCCUCGCGGAGAACGCGGGCCACGACGUCCAGGAGUCCAUCGUCAACAUGCAGGACGCGCGGACGAAGCUCGGCGGCGAGCUCGUCGGUCUGGACCUCGAGACGGGCAAGGCGACGGACACGGCGAGCCACGGCAUCUGGGACAACUACCGCGUCAAGAAGCAGUACCUGCACCUGUCCACGGUCCUCGCGACGCAGCUUCUGCUCGUCGACGAGGUCAUGAAGGCCGGCCGCCAGAUGGGCAAGGGCCCGGCGGCCGCGCCGGGCGACGAGUACGAGGGCUGAACCCGCCCCGCCGUUGGCGCGCCGCGCCCUAUGCUCCCUUUCGCGCAGAGACCCCACCAUCUUCCUAACAUCCCUCGGGGGUCC